AUGACGUGCUCGACAGUCAGCAGCGUCAAGGCCGCGCUCCACGAGCCGCGCGCGGACUCGCCCCGCGCGUGCUGCCAGUCGCCAUCGUCGAUUUCCGACGUGGACUUUAGCCACCGAGCGGUGAACAAGUCCCCCGCAACAAGCGACAAGAAGUGUGUCGGCCGAGACGCGGAAUCAGGUGAUGAGCUUGAUCAGGCUGAGGCCGCCAACGGGGACCGGGCCCUGGCUUCGGGUGCCGCUGAUAUUAACGAGGUUCUUGCCCAUCGUGUGAGCAGCUCGUCGUCGCUCAAGCGCCAAGCAGCUGUCAAUGAAGAUGACGAUGAAGCAGCGAGUGGGGUGCACUUGUUACGGAAAAGAGCCAAGACGGACGAGCCGUUGACGGCGCGUGAAGCUGCAGAGAGUGACUGUUUGCCCAGUGACUACGAAGAAGGAGAAGAGGACGACUCGUUUGAGUCCUCGGUAUCUCGUGGCUGUGACUGUCGUGCUGCUGAUAGCUGUGAACGUGUUGAGUUGGAUGUCACUGCUGAUGUUGCAUGUAGCAGCGAGUCGUUCCUGCGUCGCCGCAGCCGUCGCACGCUCUACGUCGAGUACUGGAGCCGGACUGACGAGUGCAAGGAGCGCAAGUGGGACCAUCUCGAUGAGAUUGCAGACAAGUAUGGGUCUGCUGAGGAACAUAUCUUUGCUACGACUCUGAAGGGUAGGACUGCGUGCCUCGAACCCAAUAUGUUUCCGUAUGACACCCCUGCAGGCAUUGAGCACUGGACGCUGUGGCACGUCAAGGACUUGAGUCAUGAACAGGUGAAGCAGUAUGUGGAGAACUGGAUCGACGCGAAUGCGCCGCAUGUGAAGCGGUGGAACUACGAUGACAACCCCGAGCGCUCAAUCGAUAUUUAUCACGUGCACGUCUACUUCCAGGUGGUUGAGGGCUGCACGGUGCUGCAAGAGCGUAAGGUGGAUGAUUUGGUACAUGAGCUCGAUUGA
Molecule: messenger RNA, 981 nt
Organism: Hyaloperonospora brassicae
Lineage: Eukaryota; Oomycota; Peronosporomycetes; Peronosporales; Peronosporaceae
Source: the annotation of a GenBank genome assembly